This is a messenger RNA of Monosiga brevicollis MX1, 732 nucleotides long. RefSeq lists its product as uncharacterized. Bases 1 to 732 code for a protein of 243 amino acids. Gene Ontology annotation, molecular function: microtubule motor activity; ATP binding; microtubule binding. The transcript is spliced from 6 exons. Gene Ontology annotation, biological process: microtubule-based movement; mitotic spindle organization. The record is from RefSeq and is a predicted model, not a curated record. Lineage: Eukaryota; Choanoflagellata; Craspedida; Salpingoecidae.
AUGCCAGACCCAACGGGGACUGGCGAGGACGAGAAUGUCCAGGUAGCCGUUCGCGUGCGCCCCCUUAGCGCCGACGAGCUUACCAAGGGCUGUAAACCCGUGGUCCACAAAUCCCCGGAUGCACCCCACAUUUCUCUUCGUGACCAUCACCAGUUCACCUUCGACCAGGUGUUUCCACCCCACACACACCAGUCGGAUGUCUUUACAGAAUGCGUCAAGCCAUUGGUUGACGGUGUCGUCAACGGUCGCAAUGCGACUGUUCUCGCUUAUGGCCAAACGGGGUCGGGCAAGACGUAUACCAUGGGCACCGGCUAUGGCCAAGGGACCCUCGAAAACCAGGGCAUGCUCCCUCGAGCCACUCGCUAUCUCUUUGACUACAUUGCACGGGCGAAAAAUGACGCGCUCUUACAGGGCAUUCCCGAACCUGAAUUUCGCAUCGAAGUUAGCUUUAUUGAACUCUACAACAACAGCUUCUACGACCUCUUUGACGCUUCAUCUGUGGAUAAGAAAAAGUCCAAGAUCAAGGUCGUAGGUGAUGCCAGCCGAGGUGUUACCGUGCAAGGCGUGGUCCAAUUUGCCGUCUCCAGCCCGUCAGAGAUCAUGGCACUUUUGGAUCGCGGCUCAUUGGCCCGCGUUACCGAGAGCACCAACAUGAAUCAAUUUUCCUCUCGCUCGCAUGCCAUCUUCAGCCUUGAAGUCUCCCACCGCCGCGCCGUCGUGCCCGAGGUAUGA